This is a messenger RNA of Tinamus guttatus (white-throated tinamou), 1052 nucleotides long. NCBI's taxonomy places the organism in Eukaryota, Metazoa, Chordata, Aves, Tinamiformes, Tinamidae. The record is from RefSeq and is a predicted model, not a curated record.
GGGCCUUUGCUUGCAAGAUGGUACCAUUUGUUCAAUCCACUGCUAUUGUAACUGAGAUUCUCACGAUGACCUGUAUUGCUAUGGAAAGACACCAGGGAAUUGUGCAUCCACUGAGAAUGAAGUGGCAGUAUACCAAUAAAAGAGCUUUCACAAUGCUUGGCAUGGUCUGGUUGCUGGCAGUUAUUGUUGGGUCACCUAUGUGGCAUGUGCAACGGCUUGAGGUUAAAUACGACUUUUUAUAUGAAAAAGUAUAUGUUUGUUGCUUGGAAGAAUGGGCCAGUCCUAUUUAUCAGAAGAUAUAUACCACCUUCAUUCUUGUUAUACUCUUCCUUCUUCCAUUGAUAUUGAUGCUUUUCCUGUACACUAAAAUCGGUUACGAACUCUGGAUUAAGAAACGAGUGGGAGAUGCUUCCGUUCUUCAAGCUAUGCAUGGGAACGAAAUGUCUAAAAUAUCGAGGAAGAAGAAGCGAGCAAUUGUUAUGAUGGUGACAGUGGUGUUUCUCUUUGCAGUCUGUUGGGCUCCUUUCCACGUGAUUCACAUGAUGAUAGAAUACAGUAACUUUGAAAAGGAGUAUGAUGAUGUGACAGUCAAAAUAAUCUUUGCUGUUGUCCAAAUUAUAGGAUUUUUCAAUUCUAUUUGCAACCCUAUUGUGUAUGCUUUUAUGAAUGAAAACUUCAAGAAAAAUUUUGUGUCUGCCCUCUGCUUUUGUGUUGUCAAAGAAAAUGCAUCACCAGCCAGGCAACUUGGGAACUUGGGGAUUACUAUGAGGCGGCAGAAGGCAAGUGUUUCUCGAAGAGGUCCCAGUGGUUUGGAGGAGGCCAGGAGGGAGGCAUUCAGUGAUGGCAAUAUAGAAGUCAAGUUCUGUGACCAACCGACUUCAAAGAAGAAUUUGAAACAGCAUCUUGCCUUUUUCAGCUCUGACCUUACUGUGCAUUCUGCACUGGGAAAUGGGCAGUAACAUCACAAAGGCUUUUAGACUGGGAAAAGCGUUCCCUUUAUCUGAUAACUUUGAACACACUGUUUGAAAUAUAUUUUUCUACUUUGCAUGCUG